Molecule: messenger RNA, 993 nt
Organism: Benincasa hispida (wax gourd)
Lineage: Eukaryota; Viridiplantae; Streptophyta; Magnoliopsida; Cucurbitales; Cucurbitaceae
Gene: FD3
Product: ferredoxin 3
Biological process (GO): electron transport chain
Molecular function (GO): electron transfer activity; 2 iron, 2 sulfur cluster binding
Source: RefSeq, a predicted model, not a curated record
AAAAAAGAAGUCAGAGAUGGAGAGCUAGGUUUUAUAGAGCAAAAAGAAGAGUAAGAACUAAGAAGGUUGGAUCUGGGACUUCACUACCUUGCCUCUUCGGAGCUUGCAAAUGGCAAAUUCUCCAUCCUCUUCCUCUUCUGGGCUUUCACCAUGCGCCAAAAGCCAUUUCUCUUCCUCUUCCCCUUUCUAUAUAUAUAUAUAUAUAUCUAUAUUGCCCUAAUUGUCGCAUCAUUCAGCGACUUAGGGCUUGCCUUCGAUUGCGUAGCCUCGCUUUCUCCGCCGCCUCUCUCUCUUUGUAACUGAGCAGAAAUGUCAACCAUGUCAACUGCAAAGCUUUCCACCCACUUUAUGUACAAUGCACCAUGUAAAAAUCGACUCAGAAGCACCAUUAUCAAGUGUCCAUCAUCAAUCAGUUCUAUGAGCAACAUUUCGAAAUUCUUCGGCCUGAAAUCCCGUCCCUCAUUUAGAGCCUGUGCAAUGGCAGUUUACAAGAUUAAACUUGUUGAACCAUCUGGGACAGAGCAUGAGUUUGAAGCAUCUGAUGAUGCAUACAUUCUUGAUGCAGCUGAAGAAGCAGGAAUAGACUUACCUUAUUCUUGCAGGGCAGGUGCGUGUUCUACGUGUGCUGGGAAAAUGGUUUCGGGUUCAGUUGAUCAGUCGGACGGAUCGUUCCUUGAUGAUAGUCAAAUGGCAGAGGGCUAUUUGUUAACCUGUGUUUCAUUGCCAACUGCAGACUGUGUGAUUCACACACACAAGGAAGGAGAGCUGCUAUGAGUAGGAUAGUGUGUUUGAGUGAUACAGAGUGCCUUGUUUCAUUGUUUUUAUUCGUAAUGUCAUAUUAUUGAGAGAGAGAGAGUGAGUGAGAGAAAUAAAUCGUAUGUAUGAACUUUCACUUCAUGCAUUUUCCUUGUUAUUUAUUAGUAACAUUAUGCACGAGAAAUUUUGUAUAGUUUUCUUUGAACUUAUGGACUUUGACAUUCUGAUUUUAUCAUA